UUCAGUUAUCGUCGAGUCCCUCUCAGUGUGUCUCUGCUCAUUAUGGCAACCAGGGCGUUUCUUUCGUACAGCUAUGCUCAGACUCCUCAAAUCCCAUAUUUCAGGUUUCUCAACACCAUAUCGUUUCACAAAUCAGUCAGCCUCUGACGACAAAUACGCAUGUCUUGUUCCAUCCCAGCAUGCUACAUAGUUUCCAAAAUCAUGCGGGGUCACAAGCUCAGUUUACUAUACCACAUUCCACAUUGCCUACUGCUUCUGUUCAGAGAAUUAGUACUCCAGUAUUGUCUCCAGUUCGAACUAGUGUCUUACAGCAUGUUAUCAAUCAAGUUGCUAAAACUUCAGACGCCAACAUAACAUCCUAUCCCGUGCCUAAUCACGUAACGGAAGGUACAAACCCACCAAUCUCUACCCAAGCAGUUUCCAUUAACCCAUCAAAUAUUUGUGUUGUCCAGACCCCUGUCCAGUCUCCCCAACCCUUGCUUUGUGGUACUGUCGGCACACCUGUGUCUUCCGAAGCUCCAGGUGAUGUGACGUACUCACAACCCGUUCCAGCUGUUACUAAUGAUCAAGGUUGCUCACAGCCAAACUCAUCAGUGACCUUCCGCCAUCCUAUUAUUCCUGUCAACACAACUUCUAUGCUCCCCACACCUUCCGUUAGUGUAUCAUCCACCCACAGUCUUCCAGUAACUAACACUCACGUCACCACUUGUUCCCAAAGCGUCACAAGUACACCUAGAAAACGAUCGCAUACCUCAACACCAGGAAAUAAUAAACGUCGAAAAACUCUCGGCAGUCCACCAUGUCCUAUCGUCUCAAUCGCGAACAAAAACAUCUCCGUUCACGAAGCUUCAGUUCGCUCUUUGCAUUCCGGUGCUCAGGAACACAUUGAUAAAUUAAAAAGCGUUGAUCUAAAAUCAUUAGUCUCUGCCCCCACUCUCCAACCUUUUUCUGCAGUCCUGCCACCCACUGGUACGUGCGAUUCAGUGUUUCCUAGAGGUACUGAGGAAGUGUUUUACCACAAGCAUGGUUUGAAAUACUCUCGUGGACACAUGUCUCUUAAAUUCCCCAAGUGUAUAGAUUCGACUACCUCACAUGAAGUUAUUGAUUCAUAUCUCACACAACAUCUCAAAGUAGUGGUACCACCUGGUCCCGUGAUUUAUUCGUAUAAGUGCUCCAAGCGACCAUCUUUAGAGCACCAUUCGGUGUGUGCAUCUCCGGAACCUCCAUCAUUUGAGAAUAACAUGAAAACUCUAUUUUCGAGAAUGAAUCAGUUUGCGAAAAAGUAUCCGAAAGAUAUUUAUGAUGAAAUCAAAGUUGGGUACGACUCGUGCAAAUUGUCGGGUGAGACAAUCAUACCUCAAUCGUUGCUUCAGAUGUUUUCUCAGAACCCAUCGAAUUCUUUAGAAAGAACAGAGACAGAUAGGUGUACUCCUCCACUUGUUCUGUAUCACAUGCCUAAUCCUCGUUUGCUUUGUCAACCUAUUCAUCUGGCUCCUUGUGUUGGAAAUGGUAUGGAUUCCGGGCUUAACAAGGUUAAUGGUUCAAACAUAUCUUCUCUAAAGGUUGAAAACGAUGUAUCAGGUCAAGACCCAUAUAAAAGUGCAAUGAGUGAAUCUCCAAUAUCGAUUGAUCUGAAUCCAUGCCUUCCAUUCGUCGACUCGGAAACUGGUGAAACUAUGAUUUCACCUCAGUCAAAAUCAACCAAGAUGUCCCUAAAUCCCACUUUAAGUGAGGAUGACAAGUUACAUAUCACAUUCACCGUAAACCCUUCGGCAACUGUAAAUAUACCAAAAAUCAUCCAUCGAAUCUCAGAACUACUAGGUGUGGAAGAAAAUUCCAUCGACUGUCAAAUCACUAGAUCCGGGGCACAAAUAACUUUAGACCAAAAGCAAUCCCAAAGUGAAGUUGUAAUGCGUAACCUAGAGACGCACUUAAGACAGCAGUUCACGCCACUUUCUUUACAAUUUGAAAAGGAUUCAAGAGAUUGUUUGGCACAGGGAGUCCAUAGUUCCAGUCAUAUGCAAUCUAGCACGCUCGAACACACAUCCCAUACAAAGCUUCUUCCAUCCAGUCUGCCUCAGUUAAAUUCAUGCAAAUUAGAAUGCGAUAUUGUUGGCAAAACUGACUACAGUUCAGUUUAUACACAGGAGACAUGUCGUUACUCUGAAGAACCCGUCAGCAUCACUUCUAUACUUGCCAACAAGAGCCGGUCUGCGAAAUCAUGCAAAAAGUGUGGUAAGCCAGUCUCCCCUCAUAUAAUGCAGCGCAAAUGGUUAGAUGAAUUGUGUUCAGUCAGUGGGAUAUCUAUGAGUUUUAAUAAUGCAGUGGAUCUUAUGUUUUGCUCUAGUGACUGUUUGUAUGGUUUUGCCCAGCUUUUGUCUCGUCAUCGAAAUAAGUACUCGGAUACGUCACUGGAUUAUUCGUCACAAACAGAUAUAUUAAACACCAAAGAUUGUUAUAGUUUCGAUCAACAGCGACAGCUUAUAAUGACUGACCUCCCGUGUUCUGUGCCCAUAUUACUACAAAAUACCUUGUCGAAGUCGAAACCUAAUCUCAAACGUCAGCAUCCUCAGCAGUGCGUUGCAAAUAAGAAGCGUCUCACAAACACUACAGUUCUCUCCAAAUUUAGAAAGUGGCAAGGUAUCCGGUGGAGAUCGUAUGUGUCCGAUACUCACCAUUUGUCAGACAUGCCAUCCAAACGUAGUAUGGUCGAUGAUACCCUCAGUCCUUCCAGCAGUAAUCCCGCAGUCAUGUGUGCUCCACAUUCUGACGACAAACGAGUGUGUGAUUUGUGCCAAGGAGCUGGAGAUGCUCCUGAAGACGGUGCUGGUCGUUUACUUCCUCUAGACCUCGAUAAUUGGAUACACAUUAACUGUGCAUUAUGGUGUUAUGAAGUUUAUGAAACUAUUGGUGGGUCCCUAAAUAACUUGGAUGUCUGGUUAGCUAAAGCGAAAGAGACAGUUUGUACACAAUGUGGUUUACUUGGUGCUGGUUUGCCUUGUUAUAAUCCAAAAUGUUCCUACGUUUAUCACGUACCAUGUGCAAUCAGAAUACGAUGUAUGUUUUUCACGGAUCGUGGUAUGUAUUGUCCUCAACACCAACCUAAAGAGAUCCAUCCAAUGCAGUUAUCUUCUCUAGUGGUCAGCCGACGUGUAUACAUUAACCGCGAUGAAAAUAGCCAAGUAGCUCGUGUGGUGCAUGAAGAUAGUGAUAAACACGUUGUCCGCAUCGGAGGAGUAUUUUUGCACUCCAUUGGUCAGUUAUUACCACACCAAAUUGACAGUGGAAACUUUCAUAACCGUCGAAAUAUCUAUCCUCCUGGGAUGUGUUCCACUCGAAUUUACUGGUCAAUGCGCCGACCGCGUUCUCGAGCAAAAUAUGUCUGUGAAAUAUUGGAAAAAAACUGUCAUCCAUUUUUCCGCAUAACAGCAAUUGAUAGAAAUAUGGAAAAUGUGUCUAUUACACACGAGACUUGCGACGGAGCUUGGCAGAUAAUUCUGUCACGAAUUGAGGCCCUUUGUAAGGAACACAAAUUGGUAAAACUUUUCCCACAACUUUUAAGAGGUGAAGAUUUGUUUGGAUUAAAUGAAUCUCAUGUAGUCCGUGCCAUAGAAUCUCUUCCAGGUGUUGAUAGCUUGAGGGAUUACGUUUUUAAUUUUGGACGUCUUGAAUUGAUAUCUGAAAUGCCGUUGGCCAUAAACCCAUCAGGAUGUGCACGGUCAGAGCCAAAAAUGCAAACGUAUGUGAAACGUAUGCACGAUGCUGGUGAAUAUUCCAUCCCGUUCAGUCAUCGAACGGGUCUGCCGGGUGUUCGACGUUUAUUUCAUUCAGGUUUCAGUGGAUCAACUUGUAGCAAUAGUGUAUAUAAUAUGGAUAGUACGGCAUCAAAACAUCAGAGCAGUCGUUCUCAACAGUAUCGAAAAUUAAAGACAGAAAUUAAUUCCAAUGUUAUACUUGGUCGAUCGCGUAUUCAAGGAUUGGGUUUAUUUGCUGCACGUGAUUUGGAACAACAAACCAUGGUGAUCGAAUACGUAGGAGAGUUAAUCCGCUUAGAGAUAGCCAAUAAAAGAGAAAAAAACUAUGAAGCUCAUAACAGAGGCAUCUACAUGUUUCGUCUUGAUGAUGAUACAGUAAUUGAUGCGACUGUUUGUGGAGGACUAGCUCGAUAUAUUAAUCAUUCCUGUCAACCAAACUGCUUCGCCGAGUUCGUCAACUUCGGUGGUCAUUCACAUAUUGUGAUAAUUACUAACAGACGGAUCAAAAAGGGUGAAGAGUUAUGUUAUGACUAUAAUUUUGAUCUUGAAGAUAAAAGUGACAAAAUUCCUUGCCUUUGCAGAGCUCCAAAUUGUCGGAAAUGGAUGAACUAA
Molecule: messenger RNA, 4367 nt
Organism: Schistosoma turkestanicum
Lineage: Eukaryota; Metazoa; Platyhelminthes; Trematoda; Strigeidida; Schistosomatidae
Source: the annotation of a GenBank genome assembly